AUGCGCCACCACUGCGUUACUCAAUCCGCUACCUGCUCCGCCGUUCUUUCCGCCAACCAUUCCGCCGCUCGUUCCGCUGCACAUUCCGCCACCCGUUCCGCCACUCGUUCUCUUCCCCGCGCACGUUCACGCGGGAUUGAGGCGCGGAAGCCUCCUUUCGUUCUCCCAGUCUUGCACGCGCCGCCGUCAUUUCCCCAAACCGGGGUGGCGCUCUGCGGAAGCAGCGGCGUGAAAUUCACUACUGGAUUCAGCAGCAGGUUCGGGAGGAGUAGUAGCGAAAUCCCAAGGCCCGGGCCGUACCAAGGUCCGAGGCUCGAAUCAGGUCCGACAUUCGGGUCAGGUUCGAGGCUCGGAUCACACCACGCCGCCUGGCUCGGUUCAGGUCUGGUCCGGCGCAGCAACUCGACGGGCCUAGGGGGAAGGCUCGGCAGCAGCCACGGAUGUGACAGUAGCGGGGGACAGGUUGGGGGGGAAAGGGGGAGGCGGAGUGCGGGAAAAGCGAAUGUGCGUAUAACGAGGGACGUGCGGGCGGCGGUGGGGGUGGAGAUUGGCUCGUCGGCGGCUCAGGAUGUGAUUGGAACGCUGGGGCUCGAUACACUCACGUUCCUGGUGGCCACCGUUAUUGUCAUCCCCUUCUUCCGCAGCUUCAAUGCAAGCCCGAUCCUCGGCUUCCUGCUCUCAGGAGCGGCGCUCAACCAGCUGGGGCUCAUCUCAUCCUCAGCUUUCUGUUGUCUCAACACUCAUCCCCUCCUCCCCUCCCAUCCUCCCAUCCACCCCUCCAUCCUCCCCUCUUCCCCACUCCACCAGAUUCUCGGCUUUAUGCUCUCAGGAGUGGCCCUCAACCAGCUGGGGCUCAUCCCUUCCUCAGCUUUGCGGCGUCUCAACAAGACCCCUCCUUUCCAUUGCGGCUCUCUCCUCUCCCCCUCAUGCCGUCAGAUCCUCGGCUUUCUGCUCUCAGGAGUGGCGCUCAACCAGCUGGGGCUCAUUCGCAACAUCUCGGAUGUCAAGGCACUCUCAGAGCUCGGAAUUCUCUUCCUGCUCUUCGAGAUGGGUCUGGAGCUGUCCAUUGAGCGGCUGAGGGCUCUCGCUAAGUUUGCCUUUGGCAUGGGCCUGCCACAGGUGCUGCUCACAACGCUCGCCUUUGCAGCAUUCGAGCUCCCACCCGACAACGCCAUGGGCACUCGCCUGCUUGAGUGGGCGGCAUCGGCCCGGCCCGACCUGGUGAACAUUCGAUCAGUGGACGAGGCUAUUGUCAUCGGGGCUGCUCUCUCGCUCUCCUCCUCUGCCUUUGUGCUUCAGCUGCUGUCAGAGAAAGGAGAGCUUGCCACCCGCGUCGGCUCAGCCACUCUAGGAAUUCUGCUGCUGCAGGAUAUAGCAGUGGUUCCUCUACUGGUCAUCCUCCCCAUCCUUGAGAGUGGGUCUAUUCCCCCUGUUGGCAGCAGCAGGCCUCAAGUCCCUGCUGGCCUGGGCGUGCUGCUCUACAUGGGCCGCCUCUUUCCCUUCCUUUACACGCCCACCAACACUCUCCCCUCUCCCUCCCCUUGUGUUUCUCCACAGGAUUUCACCGAUGACAGUCUGUUCCCCCUGUUGGCAGCAGCAGGACUCAAGUCCCUGCUGGGCCUGGGAGAUUUCACCGAUGACAGUCUAUUCCCCCUGUUGGCAGCAGCAGGACUCAAGUCGCUGCUGGGCCUGGGCGUGCUGCUCUACAUGGGCCGGCUCUUUCUCAGAAGGUUCUUUGAGUUUGUCGCCGAGUCUCGCAGCACAGAGGCCUUUGUGGCGCUCUGUCUGCUCACAGUCACUGGGACUUCACUUAUCACCAGCAAGCUGGGAUUCAGUGACUCGUAUUUCUUAGAGGAGUCGCGCAGCACAGAGGCCUUUGUGGCGCUCUGCCACUUGACGGUCACUGGCACGUCCCUCAUCACCAGCAAGCUGGGAUUCAGGGACUCGCUUGGAGCAUUCCUGGCAGGAGCGCUGCUGGCAGAGACAAACUAUCGCACACAGGUCGAGGCGGACAUUCGUCCCUUCAGGGGUCUGCUGCUGGGUCUCUUCUUUGUCGAGGCAGACAUCCGUCCCUUCAGGGGGCUCCUGCUGGGUCUCUUCUUUGUCGAGGCGGACAUUCGUCCCUUCAGAGGUCUGCUGCUGGGUCUCUUCUUUGUGGAGGCGGACAUUCGUCCCUUCAGGGGGCUCCUGCUGGGGCUCUUCUUUGUCACCACUGGCACCUCCAUCGACCUCAGUCUCCUAGCAGCGGAGUGGCCCAACAUAUUGCUCCUCCUCUCGGGCCUCAUAGCCAUCAAAACUGCUAUCAUUACCGCGCUCGGCCCGCGUGUCGGCCUCUCCCUCCCCGAGUCCAUUCGCACGGGUCUGCUGCUCUCCCAAGGAGGAGAAUUCGCCUUUGUCGUCUUUGCCCUCGCCAGCCAGCUGGGAGUUCUGCCAGACGAGUUGAAUCGUUUGCUAAUCAUCGUGGUCGUUCUCUCCAUGGCUCUCACACCUCUUCUUGACUCGCUGGGGCGGUCAGCAGCAGAGGCGCUUGAGAAGCGGGAGAGGGAGAGGCGGAAGGCGCUAGGGGAGGGGGAGGAGGGGGACGGGUAG
Molecule: messenger RNA, 2589 nt
Organism: Closterium sp. Naga37s-1
Lineage: Eukaryota; Viridiplantae; Streptophyta; Zygnematophyceae; Desmidiales; Closteriaceae
Source: the annotation of a GenBank genome assembly